AGAAGAUUUGUUGCCGUCAUGUCGGCUGCGAUUGCAGCUCUGGCCGCUUCCUACGGUUCGGGUUCAGGGUCCGAAUCGGACUCGGACAGUGAGAGCAGUCGAUGUCCGCUGCCAGCCGCCGACUCCCUCAUGCACUUGACUAAAUCGCCUUCAGCCAAGCCGUCUCUAGCAGUGGCAGUGGACUCGGCUCCGGAGGUGGCAGUUAAGGAAGAUUUGGAGACUGGAGUUCACCUUGACCCUGCUGUCAAAGAAGUUCAGUAUAAUCCUACCUAUGAGACCAUGUUUGCUCCUGAGUUUGGACCAGAAAAUCCCUUUAGGACACAGCAAAUGGCCGCACCUAGAAACAUGCUUUCUGGAUAUGCCGAACCAGCUCAUAUCAAUGAUUUCAUGUUUGAGCAGCAAAGGAGAACUUUUGCAACAUAUGGUUAUGCAUUAGACCCUUCAUUAGAUAAUCAUCAGGUGUCUGCUAAAUAUAUUGGUUCUGUAGAAGAAGCUGAAAAAAAUCAAGGUUUAACUGUAUUUGAAACUGGUCAGAAGAAAACAGAAAAGAGGAAAAAGUUUAAAGAAAAUGAUGCAUCCAAUAUUGAUGGUUUCUUGGGACCAUGGGCAAAAUAUGUGGAUGAAAAAGAUGUAGCCAAACCUUCAGAAGAAGAACAAAAAGAAUUGGAUGAAAUCACAGCAAAGAGGCAGAAAAAAGGAAAGCAGGAAGAAGAGAAACCUGGGGAGGAGAAGACAAUCUUACAUGUUAAAGAAAUGUAUGACUAUCAAGGCAGGUCCUAUCUUCACAUACCUCAGGAUGUUGGUGUUAAUCUACGGUCAACUAUGCCACCUGAGAAGUGUUAUCUUCCCAAAAAACAAAUUCAUGUGUGGUCUGGACACACGAAGGGCGUCAGUGCAGUCAGAUUGUUUCCUCUCUCUGGCCAUUUAUUGCUGUCUUGUUCCAUGGACUGUAAAAUUAAGCUAUGGGAGGUUUAUGGAGACCGGCGCUGUCUGAGAACAUUUAUUGGUCACAGUAAGGCUGUUAGGGAUAUUUGCUUCAAUACUGCAGGAACACAGUUCCUCAGCGCAGCCUAUGACAGGUAUCUUAAGCUCUGGGACACUGAGACAGGACAGUGUAUAUCAAGAUUUACAAACCGAAAAGUACCUUAUUGUGUCAAAUUCAAUCCUGAUGAAGAUAAGCAAAAUCUCUUUGUGGCUGGGAUGUCUGAUAAGAAGAUUGUGCAAUGGGACAUUCGAAGUGGAGAAAUUGUGCAGGAAUAUGAUCGGCAUUUGGGAGCUGUCAACACCAUCGUUUUUGUGGAUGAGAAUAGGAGAUUUGUGAGCACAUCUGAUGAUAAAAGCCUUAGAGUUUGGGAAUGGGAUAUCCCUGUGGAUUUCAAGUAUAUAGCAGAACCCAGUAUGCACUCAAUGCCUGCAGUGACUUUGUCUCCAAAUGGAAAAUGGCUAGCAUGCCAAUCAAUGGACAACCAAAUCUUAAUUUUUGGAGCACAGAACAGAUUUAGAUUAAAUAAGAAAAAAAUUUUUAAGGGCCAUAUGGUAGCAGGCUACGCUUGUCAGGUGGACUUUUCACCAGACAUGAGUUAUGUGAUUUCAGGAGAUGGAAAUGGAAAAUUAAACAUUUGGGACUGGAAGACCACAAAACUCUACAGUCGAUUUAAAGCUCAUGAUAAAGUGUGUAUAGGUGCAGUGUGGCAUCCUCAUGAAACUUCUAAGGUCAUAACAUGUGGUUGGGAUGGUCUCAUUAAAUUGUGGGAUUAAUUAGAUUAAUCCUUAAACUAGCUAGGAUCAUUUUUGAUCCAUUGUCAUAUUUAAUGUAUUUAAUUAUUAAAUGUAUCAGAUGAUAACUUGAUUUACAGAUAAUGUUGAUGACAUUGACCCAUUGUUUAAAAAAAGAAACUGUAAAUUUGACGUAAUUUCAUUUGCAACUUAAUUUUGUUCUUUAUAAAUGUUAUUUAUACAGAAAAUGGCUAUUGACUUUCUAUUUGACAAGUAGUUACAAUUGGCAAGCAGUUUGAGUUUAUACCCAUGACAUACCGAAAGCAUCCUUUUGGAGUCAAGAAAGAAUCCCUAGUGGAUUUGGGAUUCUAGAGGAGGUAAUGUAAUUAAUUAUUCAGAAAAAUACCAUGUAUUUACCUCUUCAGCCAAAAGGGCAGUAAAGAAUAGGGAUAAUAUAAUUUAAUGUAAAUUUGGAAGAGGGAAAAAACCACCCAGUUACUGUCCCCAUUAUUUUCACUGGGUCAAGUUCUAAUCUUUUGGCUUCAUGAGUUCCACUCCCUUUGAUGACACAUGUUGUGUAUUUUUAGUUGUAAAGCAGUAAUCUUCUUUAACUGCAUCAUUCCUCUAAUUAUAAACAAUGAAAAAUAAAAAUCAGUCCAGAGUUCUUUCGUUGACUUAAUUCCUGAUCAGUAUAGACAGGACUGUAUGUAUUUAAUCAGAGAAUUACAUUAUAUCUGAAGAUGGAACUCAGGAGGAUGCACCAAGACUUUGAAUUUUAUUUACAUUCACUGUCAGUAAAGACCUAGCUACACUUUGAGAAAUCAAGAUCUCCUAGGUCAUUGCUUCGCAGCUGUAAUUACUGAAAUCCUCCUCAGAGGAGAUAAAGUACGAUGGGUAGAGUCCAAGAUGUCAACUUGUAAUUUCUUUGAAGCCAUGUGUUUUAUCUUUAAAAUUAUUCCUAUUUUACCUGUGAAUAUAUACAACAGAACUUUUUAAGAUUAAAAAAUUUUUUAAACGUCUAUGUCUGAAAAAAAAAAAAAAGUGACACUCCCGGAAGAUGGCUAGAGUUCCCCAGUUUGAGAAGCGGUGACCAUGGUGGAAAAUAGUUUUUAAACAUCAGAUUAUAAAAUCAAGAUAGGCCAGGCGCAGUGGCACACGCCUGUAAUCCCAGCACU
Molecule: messenger RNA, 2891 nt
Organism: Macaca mulatta (Rhesus monkey)
Lineage: Eukaryota; Metazoa; Chordata; Mammalia; Primates; Cercopithecidae
Gene: CDC40
Product: cell division cycle 40
Biological process (GO): mRNA splicing, via spliceosome
Cellular component (GO): catalytic step 2 spliceosome
Molecular function (GO): protein binding; mRNA binding
Source: RefSeq, marked provisional